Molecule: messenger RNA, 1757 nt
Organism: Phlebotomus argentipes
Lineage: Eukaryota; Metazoa; Arthropoda; Insecta; Diptera; Psychodidae
Gene: Swt1
Exons: 3
Coding region: 511-1644 (377 amino acids)
Cellular component (GO): nucleus
Source: RefSeq, a predicted model, not a curated record
GCUAUCUGAAAGUCGGCAUGAUUUUGCACCUCUUCGCCAAUUUCGCAACAUAUCAGCCGGUCGAGUCAGUCUCGCAGCGACGCAGGACAAGUGCUGGAAUGUGGAUAGGAGGAGGAGGAGAAAACUGGGACGCAAUGAGAAUCUCUACAGGACGAUUGCAGCGCCUCUCUCGGAAAAAGACAUUCUAUGGGCGAAAAGAUUCGGAAAAAUGAAGGAAAGAUCUUUUCUAGAAUAGGAAAUGAAUAAUUACACUGAAUACAAGUUGAUCAUUGCAAUAAGCUUCUGAUUAAGCUCUAUAUUCCGUUCAAUUGACUGAUAAGAUUAUUCGAACUGAAAAUAAGUUCUCCGGAAAGAAUAUCACGCCUAGCUUAACAGUGUAAUUGUCAUUCUGAAGAAUGCCAGAGUUUUGUAAGCAGAGAGCUCUCGAAAAAUCUAUUUUUUGCUAAAAAGACGUGCAGAAUUCAAGUAAUCUGUACAUACAAACUAUGUACAUUAUCAUAAACACUGAGGAUGGACUGGCAAUGGAUGAAAACCAGAGAUAGUAAAUCAGCUGAUUCAGCUGAAAAGCCCAUCUCUCCAAUAUCAGUGCCUCAAAUAGACCACGAUCGCAUAUUCAAGGCCUACGCCGCUCCGUCCGUGCCCAAAGUCGAUGCCCGGAUGAGCAGAACACCCGCUCAAGACAGGCUAAAACGUCUGCAAACUGCACUCAAGGCAGACCAGAAAUGCGCACCUGAGAAGCACGUGGUCAGAGCCAAGACGCCACCAUCUGUCCAGGGGCGUCUCAAGUUAACUCCCGCUCCUGCACGGCAGGCGCCAAAGAGACGAGCUGAGGAAGAGGAAUCGAAGGAAGUGCCCCAGAAGAAACGAGCUGUUGCGAAAGCUCUUCCGGAAAGUCCUAAAAGGCCAAAGUUGAGAGCCCACAGAUCACUGAAUGAGAGACUGAGGAGGCCAAUGGUUAGACCAGCAUGUACAUCCACUGCUACCUCUGCCCAGGUUCCUCUCUCGCCGCCUGAGAGGCCGGAGAUCCCGCCAAAUGUGAUUCAACCGCCCAAAACCUCACCGAACGACACGGAAUAUCGAGUAUCUGUGAAUUUCACAAGUGACAAUCGCCUGAUAAUCGAUUACAAGGAAGACAAGGAACCCGAAAGCUCCAGGAUUCCCGAUCGGGGCGUCAAGAGCGAGAGGAAAGACUUGAGCAGAUCAUUUUAUGUCGUUGUAGACACAAAUGUCUUCUGCCACAACCUCAUCUUUCUGGAGAACAUCAUCAAUAUGCACUUCGCGACUGCUGGACACGCCAUUCUCCUGAUUCCCUACAUUGUCCUUCAGGAGCUGGACAACAUCAAGCACCGCACCGCCGCCACAGAGAUCCACUGCGUCAGAGCCAUCAAGUUCAUCAACGAGAAGCUCGAGGCGCGCCAUCCGCAAGUGAAGGGACAGAGUGCAGUCCAUGAGAAUGAACUCCUCAUUCACGCCUUCUCCGCCGACGACUCCAUCAUCAAUUGCUGCCUGCAGAUGAAGGAGAAGAGCAAUCGCGUCAUUCUCCUGUCGAAUGACACCAACUUGCGCAACAAGGCGCUUUGCAGCGGCAUCACCUCAAUGAGUCCAAAGGACCUCCGCGAAGACACAGCCCUCGAAUUCCUAUGAUUUGACCAAAUUCUAGAGUCGUCGCUUUGAAUUACUCAUUAACUUUAAAUAUAAAUCGAAGUUAUUAAAAUGUGAAUUAAUUUGUAACAAGAGAAAUAUAUAUUUUUUGAAUA